GAAAACUUACACAAAAGUCUCCAAUAUUUGUCUAUAUAAAGACACCAACUGCACCCUUAGAGAUCACAAUUCAUAACUCUCUUUCUCUCUCUCUCCACAUCCAUUUUUCAUUCGUUGACAUCUUCUUCUUCCUGGCGCGGUUACACAGGUUGGUUGGGGAGUGAAAGGUGGCAACAAUGGCAAACAGGAAUUUGGAAAAGAUGGCAUCCAUUGAUGCCCAGCUUAGGCAAUUGGCUCCUGCAAAAGUCAGUGAGGAUGAUAAAUUGAUUGAGUAUGAUGCUCUGCUUCUGGAUCGCUUCCUUGAUAUUCUCCAGGAUUUACAUGGAGAGGAUCUUAAGGAAACUGUUCAAGAAGUGUAUGAGCUUUCUGCUGAGUAUGAAAGAAAGCAUGAUCAUGAGAAACUGGAAGAACUUGGAAAAGUGAUAACCAGUUUGGAUGCUGGGGACUCUAUUGUGGUUGCUAAGUCGUUUUCCCACAUGCUUAACUUGGCCAACUUAGCUGAAGAGGUCCAGAUUUCUCGCCGCCGAAGGAACAAGCUGAAAAAAGGGGAUUUUGCUGAUGAGAACAAUGCAACUACUGAGUCAGAUAUUGAAGAAACUCUCAAGAAGCUUGUGUUUAAAUUAAAGAAAUCUCCUCAGGAAGUUUUUGAUGCCCUGAAGAACCAGACAGUAGACCUGGUUCUAACUGCUCAUCCUACACAAUCAGUUCGUAGAUCUUUGCUUCAAAAGCAUGCAAGGAUACGGAAUUCCUUAUCUCAAUUGUAUGCUAAAGAUAUCACUCCUGAUGAUAAGCAAGAGCUUGAUGAAGCUCUACAAAGGGAGAUUCAAGCUGCCUUCCGUACAGAUGAAAUCAAGAGGACCCCUCCGACACCACAGGAUGAGAUGAGGGCAGGGAUGAGCUACUUCCAUGAAACAAUUUGGAAGGGUGUCCCUAAAUUUCUGCGUCGCGUUGACACAGCUUUGAAGAAUAUAGGGAUCAACGAACGUGUUCCUUAUAAUGCUCCUCUUAUCCAGUUUUCUUCUUGGAUGGGCGGUGAUCGUGAUGGUAAUCCAAGAGUGACUCCGGAAGUGACUAGGGAUGUUUGCUUGUUAGCUAGAAUGAUGGCAUCUAAUUUGUACUAUUCACAGAUAGAAGAUCUUAUGUUUGAACUGUCUAUGUGGCGCUGCAACGAUGAGUUACGUGUCCAUGCAGAUGAACUUCACAGGAAUUCCAACAAAGAUGAAGUUGCAAAACACUAUAUAGAAUUUUGGAAGAAGGUUCCCCCAAAUGAGCCAUACCGUGUAGUACUCGGUGAAGUAAGGGACAGGCUCUAUAAGACUCGUGAGCAUUCUCGCUAUUUACUAGCUCAAGGGUAUUCUGACAUUCCAGAGGAAGCCACUUUCACCAAUGUUGAGGAGUUCCUAGAACCUCUUGAACUCUGCUACAGAUCACUCUGUGAUUGUGGUGAUCGCGCAAUUGCUGAUGGAAGCCUUCUUGAUUUCUUGAGGCAAGUCUCCACUUUUGGACUGUCACUAGUAAGGCUUGAUAUCAGGCAAGAGUCGGACCGUCACACAGAUGUGAUGGAUGCCAUUACAAAACACUUGGAGAUUGGCUCCUACCAGGAAUGGUCGGAAGAAAAGCGACAGGAAUGGCUGUUGGGUGAGUUGAGCGGCAAACGGCCACUGUUCGGACCUGACCUCCCCCAAACUGAGGAAAUCAGAGAUGUUCUGGACACAUUUCAUGUCAUUGCCGAACUUCCAUCGGACAACUUUGGAGCCUAUAUCAUAUCAAUGGCAACUGCACCAUCUGAUGUGCUUGCAGUCGAGCUUCUCCAACGCGAAAGCCACAUCAAGAAUCCAUUAAGAGUUGUCCCAUUGUUUGAGAAACUUGAUGAUCUUGAGGCUGCUCCUGCUGCAUUGGCUCGGUUGUUCUCAAUAGAAUGGUAUAGGAACAGGAUCAAUGGGAAGCAAGAAGUCAUGAUUGGAUAUUCAGAUUCUGGAAAAGAUGCUGGAAGGUUCUCUGCAGCAUGGCAGCUGUAUAAGGCUCAGGAGGAUCUUAUAAAGGUUGCCAAGAAAUUCGGUGUUAAGUUAACCAUGUUCCACGGUCGCGGAGGAACCGUUGGAAGAGGAGGUGGACCUACUCAUCUUGCUAUCCUUUCUCAACCUCCUGACACAAUCCACGGAUCGCUGCGUGUGACAGUUCAAGGUGAAGUUAUUGAACAAUCAUUUGGAGAGGAGCACUUGUGCUUUAGAACACUGCAGCGUUUCACUGCUGCUACUCUAGAACAUGGAAUGAAUCCCCCAUUUUCCCCAAAACCAGAAUGGCGUGCUUUGAUGGAUCAGUUAGCUGUCAUUGCUACUGAGGAAUACCGUUCAAUUGUUUUCCAGGAACCGCGCUUCGUUGAGUAUUUCCGCCUGGCUACACCAGAGUUGGAGUAUGGCCGGAUGAAUAUAGGAAGCCGGCCGGCGAAGAGAAGACCUACUGGAGGCAUUGAAACGCUUCGCGCAAUCCCUUGGAUCUUUGCAUGGACACAGACAAGGUUUCAUCUUCCAGUGUGGCUAGGCUUUGGAGCUGCAUUUAGACAACUUAUUGAGAAGGAUGUUAGGAAUCUCCAUACGCUUCAAGAGAUGUACAAUCAAUGGCCUUUCUUUAGGGUCACAAUUGAUUUAGUGGAAAUGGUGUUUGCCAAGGGAGACCCCGGAAUCGCUGCUCUAAAUGACAGGCUCCUAGUUUCAGAGGACUUGUGGCCAUUUGGGGAACAGUUGAGGAACAAAUAUGAAGAAACUAAGAAACUCCUGCUUCAGGUGGCUGGGCACAAGGAAGUUCUUGAAGGAGACCCUUACUUGAAGCAAAGACUCCGGCUGCGUGAUUCGUACAUCACCACCAUGAAUGUUUUCCAAGCUUAUACAUUGAAACGUAUCCGUGAUCCAAACUAUGAUGUGAAGCACAUUUCUAAAGAGAAAAGCAAACCAGCUGAUGAACUUGUGAGACUGAACCCAACAAGUGAAUAUGCCCCUGGUUUGGAAGACACCCUGAUUCUCACCAUGAAGGGAAUUGCUGCUGGAAUGCAGAACACCGGUUAAAUUUGAGUUGCCACCUCCUUUACUUCCCUUGUAUUUGCAUAAAUAUAGUUGCAUCACUGCAAAGUGAGUGCCUUGUGUUUUUUUUUUCCAAAUCUCAUCCACUUUUUGUUAUUACUAUGUUUUCCCCACUUUGCUGUAUGAUACGGUAUGCUGCUCUAGAAUUUCACAAGAGGCAGCUACCACACAAAUGAGUCAAUCCAAAUAAUAGUUCUGUUUCAUUGCGGAAAAUUUGCUCUGUACUGCUCAACCUUUCUUGUACUUCCUUUAUAUCUCUUCAAUCCAGAAACUCUUUGUUUGGUGA
Molecule: messenger RNA, 3363 nt
Organism: Lotus japonicus
Lineage: Eukaryota; Viridiplantae; Streptophyta; Magnoliopsida; Fabales; Fabaceae
Product: phosphoenolpyruvate carboxylase
Exons: 11
Coding region: 177-3062 (961 amino acids)
Biological process (GO): tricarboxylic acid cycle; carbon fixation; leaf development
Cellular component (GO): apoplast; chloroplast; cytosol
Molecular function (GO): phosphoenolpyruvate carboxylase activity
Source: RefSeq, a predicted model, not a curated record